ACGCAUUAUGAUCCUGGAGAUGGUUCGUUAGAAAUAGAUUAUCGUCAGUUAGAAGAGAAGGUAUUCAAAUCCACAGUUGAUAAAAUCCUUGAGUGCGUUAAGUCUGCUUUUGAUGAGCUAACAGAUCAUAUUGAUACAGUUUAUCUAGUAGGAGGGUUUGGAGGGUGUAGGUUUGUUAGGCAAAGGAUAGAAGAAGCUAUUGCUGAGCAUUGUGGCAUGCUUUAUGAUAAUAUAGUGUGUCCAAUACAACCAGAUCUUGCUGUUGUAACAGGAGCAGUAAUGUGGAGGAAAGAUCCUAACAUAAUCCAAUCACGUACUGCUGAUGCUACCUAUGGGACAGUUAUUAAUGCUGUAUUUGACCCAGCAAUACAUGAUGAACAUUACAAGCGUGUAGAUGAAGAUGGUUUAUAUUUCAGUGGCAAAGUCUUUAAAGUAUUUGUACUCAAAGGAGAAGAAAUAAAGGAUGAAGUAUAUAAAACUACACUAAUACCUUCUUCUCAAAAAAGCACACAAAUAACUAUUCCUAUAUACUGUACAGUAAAUGAUGGAGUUCAGUAUGUCAGAGAUAAAGAAGGUAAACCAACAGUAUGUGAGAUUGGCAAGCUAAUACUCAAUAUUCCUAAUCCUGAUAAUGUACCAAGAAAAGAGAGAAAAUAUGACAUAUUAAUGGAUUUCAGUGGUACAGAGAUACAAGCAAGAGCUCAGUAUAGUAUCACUGGAGAAGAAGUGAAAACAGUUUGUGACUUUCUAUCAAAACAAGACUAA
Molecule: messenger RNA, 765 nt
Organism: Amphimedon queenslandica
Lineage: Eukaryota; Metazoa; Porifera; Demospongiae; Haplosclerida; Niphatidae
Exons: 1
Source: RefSeq, a predicted model, not a curated record